AAGUACCUAAGUACUCCCGCGGGAAAUUCAGUACCAUUUCACUUAAGGUGUCUCCAUUAUAAUGCAAUUAGUGUAAAUCGACGUUUAAAGAAGAUCGCGUUGCUUCAUCCACUAAUUUUCAGUAUUUCAUACACAUUCUUACGACACCAUUGGCACUAACUUCGUUUAUCAUUGCAAAUGUAUGAAUAUCAGUGAUAUCGAUAAAGGUAUCGAUAUAUGAUAUUGUGUAAAUCUAAAUUUUGUCAUCUUUAGCUAAAACUAUGACAAUCAUAUGUUUUGGAUAAGGCAAACACGGAAUUUUUCAAAAAGUGGAAACAAUCAUUUAAAGAGUCAAUAUAUUUUAGGUCUAAUACCGUUCAAAAGAAACAGUUAUGGAUGGGGCUAAAAAGAAAUAUGCUGCAGGCUUUCGCGAAGAAUGGAAUGAAAAAUUUCCAUGGCUUAAGCAAAUAAAAGGCGGUAAGAAGUGUACGGUAUGUGACAUACCUAUUGCUGGGGGUUUGAGCCACAUUGAGCGCCAUGCAUCCCGUGAAUAUCAUAUAAAAAACUUUAAAGUUGCCCAAAGCACACCAAAACUGGAUGCAUUUGUGGAGAAUACCACAAAACAUUGCCCUUCAACAGAAGCAGCAAAAUUGGAGAUCAUGGUAUGUUUAUUUGUGGCCGAACAUAACUUGCCAUUCACCAUCUUAGACCACUUAAACCAAAUUAUAAAAAAUGGCAUACCGGAUUCCCAAAUUACCAGAAAAUUUCUUAUAAAUAGACACAAGGGCCAACAAGUAAUUAAUAGUGUUACAGGACCAAAAAAUACUAAAGCUAUAAGCAAAUUUUGCAAUGCAAAUUAUUACUCAAUUGUUAUCGACGAGAGCACUGACUGUACUGUGUCAAAACAUUUGGCGAUUAUUGUAAGAACUUUUGAUGGAAAGUGUGAAGAUAGAUUCCUAUCACUAGAACAUAUUGUGGAGGCAACCGGCAAAGGCAUUACUGACAAAAUAAUUGAAGUUUUAAAUGAAUGCAACAUACCACUGGAGAAAAUGAUUGGGUUUACGGCUGAUAAUUGCUCAGUGAUGAUGGGGAAAUUUAAAGGUGUGCAAGCAAUAUUAAAAUUGUCAGUUCCAAAUCUUUUUGUAACUGGAUGCGUUUGUCAUAUAUUGAAUUUGGCGUCAUGUGCGGCUUUUUGUGCGCUACCUAACAAGGUAGACAGAUUGAUGAAAGAAAUUAACUUUUAUUUUUGCAACAGUCCUAGUCGCCGCGAUGACUUUGCAACGUUUCAAGAACACUUUGGAACUGACAUGCAUGUUAUUCUGGGAUACGCUGCAACACGAUGGCUUUCGAGGAAAGAGGUAGUAGACCGCAUUUUAGAACAGAGAGGUUCCCAUCACAUACUAUUUUAACCUCAAAAACUCUGAAAAUGAAUAUCAAACAGAAAAGUUGGAAUUCAUUAGCGAUGAACUAACUAAUCCCAUAAUGAAAAUGUUCUACUUAUUUUUGUCUUAUGUUUUAAAAUUAAUUAAUAAUAUUAAUCUUGAAAUGCAAUCAGAAGAAGCAAGAAUUCAUAUUUUACUUCCAAGAAUAAAAUUUUUAUAUAUGCAAAUUGCUAGAAAUUUUAUUCUGAAAGAUGGACUUAGUGACGAUAUUUUAGAAAUCGAUAUUAAUGAAAAUCAUAUUCCUUUGCAUAAUAUUUUUUGUGGAACUGAUGUUGAAAUAUUUAUACAAAGUAAACAUGUUGAAAACACAACAAUAAUGGAAUUCAAGAAAUAUGUAAAACAGUUUUAUAUAAAAUUUUGCAACACUUUGAAAAAGAAAAUAGAUUUCAAUAACGAUAGUUUGUAUAUGAUGUUUAAUAGUUUUUCACCUGAAAAUAUAAUAGAUCGAAAGACAAACAGUAUACUUCCACUUUCAAUGAAAUUGUUUCCCAAUGAAGAACAAAAUUUUGAAAACAUUAAUUCCCAAUUUAGAGCUUUAUCUUAUUAUCCUGAACUUAAAAAAUUUAAAGAUGGUAACAUUAGUGAUUUUUGGCUUAAUGUUAGUGUUAUUAAAAACGAAUUGGGGGAAUUGAUGUUCCCAGAUAUAUCAAGAAUUGCCUUUAGUAUAUUAUCAAUUCCCCAUUCUUCAGCGAAUGUUGAACGAAUAUUUUCAAUUCAUGCCACUAAGACUAAAGAAAGAAAUCGUCUACAGCUACGGACGAAAGAUCUUCCUAAAUCGAAUAAUUCUUGCUGUUUUGAUUACAAAAUUCCAGACAAUUUCCUUAAGAAAUAAGGAAUUAAUCAUAAAAAUAACUUUACAAACUUCAGAAUGUUAUAUAAGAAAAAAUGAUCUCAUAUUUUAUAUUCCUGGAAGCUAUAUACAUAUGUACCUAAAUACAUAGGUGAAUGAAUUUGUUAUGUUUGUUUUGUUUACUGAAUAAAACGUUUUUUUGUAACUCUAA
This is a messenger RNA of Musca domestica (house fly), 2422 nucleotides long. RefSeq lists its product as uncharacterized. The transcript is spliced from 2 exons. NCBI's taxonomy places the organism in Eukaryota, Metazoa, Arthropoda, Insecta, Diptera, Muscidae. The coding region runs from base 372 to 1388 and encodes 338 amino acids. The record is from RefSeq and is a predicted model, not a curated record.